Molecule: messenger RNA, 4855 nt
Organism: Amphiprion ocellaris (clown anemonefish)
Lineage: Eukaryota; Metazoa; Chordata; Actinopteri; Pomacentridae
Gene: slc5a3b
Product: solute carrier family 5 member 3b
Exons: 2
Coding region: 708-2843 (711 amino acids)
Biological process (GO): inositol metabolic process; transmembrane transport; myo-inositol transport
Cellular component (GO): plasma membrane
Molecular function (GO): D-glucose:sodium symporter activity
Source: RefSeq, a predicted model, not a curated record
CCCCACCAGCUUAUAAAGACAGGUCACCUCAAAAAGUCCGGGGGAUAAUUAACCGGGAGAAAUUUCCAGUGGGUGUUUUAGCACCCAAACGCGUCACGGGUGUGCUCCACGUGUGGGGCGUGGAUUUGAACGGGCGUCUAUAAGGAGAAGCGGCGCUGCUGGUCUGGACGGGCAUCUCUGCUCGUAUGAACGCCGAAGACAAGAGGAGAAAACAGUCUGACAGAGUCAGAUAAUUAACCACCCGGCAAGGGAAGAGAGAAAGGAAGCAGCGACCAUCAAGGAGGACGAGUUCUCAGCAGGAGGGAGUCACUUCUUCUUCUUCUUGAUUCACAUCUCCCCUAAGGGGCGUGGAGUGCCGCUUUAGCAUCUUUAGCAUCGUCUGCUAACGCUAGCUAACAAGGUACAUGUUUAGUGUUUUGACAAAGAGAGCUGGAAUGUUAACUCUAGGCUUUUCUAGACCAGAAGCCUACAACAUCCUCCUCUAAAACUAGAACGACCUCAGUGCCGGUGGAUAACCCCAUCCGAAGCACACCUAGCGAAUUUGACCUGACGGUGGAUUCUACAGCUUCCGUCCAGACAGCAAACACCAAAGCAUUUUCAUUGCUCCUUUUUUUUUAUUAAUUACAUCCAAAACAUUGACUAUAUAUUCAUAUAAAUAUAUUUUCAAGCUUUACAUCCAAGAGAUUUUCCUAAGGUAAUCUGUCAAAAUGGGUCCUGGAAUGGAAGCAGCGGACAUAGCGGUGGUAGCACUGUAUUUUGUCUUGGUGCUAGUCAUCGGGUUUUUGGCUAUGUGGAAAGCUAACCGUAGCACUGUGAGUGGCUACUUCUUGGCUGGACGCUCCAUGACGUGGAUAGUGAUAGGUGCAUCACUCUUCGUCAGUAACAUUGGAAGUGAACAUUUCAUAGGCCUGGCUGGGUCAGGCGCAGCAAGUGGCUUUGCUGUGGGAGCAUGGGAGUUUAAUGCACUGCUACUUCUGCAGCUGCUUGGCUGGGUCUUUGUCCCCGUGUAUAUCCACUCUGGAGUCUACACCAUGCCUGAGUACCUGUCAAAACGCUACGGUGGCAACAGGCUAAAGGUCUAUUUUGCUUUCUUGUCUGUUUUACUCUACAUUUUUACCAAGCUGUCUGUGGACUUGUAUGCUGGAGCACUCUUUAUUCAGGAGUCCCUGGGGUGGAACCUUUAUUUGUCUAUCGUUCUGCUCAUCAGCAUGACUGCUCUGCUCACUGUCACUGGUGGAUUAGUGGCAGUGCUGUACACGGACGCCCUUCAGGCUGUGCUGAUGAUUGGUGGAGCCCUGACCUUAACCAUCAUCAGCCUAGUUAAGGUUGGUGGGCUAGAGGGUGUCAGAACUAAGUAUAUGCAGGCAGUUCCUAAUGUUUCUGCUAUAAUUGCCACUGGAAACUACACUUAUUCACCUUCCUGCCGCAUCGAACCUAAACCAAACUCGCUGCGCAUCCUUCGAGGCCCCCUGGAUGAAGACAUCCCUUGGCCGGGCUUCAUUCUAGGCCAGACCCCUGCAUCUAUUUGGUACUGGUGUGCGGACCAAGUCAUUGUUCAGCGAGUACUAGCAGCAAAGAACAUUGCUCACGCUAAGUGCUCAACACUCAUGGCUGGAUUUCUCAAGAUCCUGCCCAUGUUUGUAAUAGUGAUUCCAGGAAUGAUCUCCCGCAUCAUGUUUGCUGAUGAGAUUGCCUGCAUUGGGCCAGAGCACUGCAUGGCUGUGUGUGGUUCUCAUGCCGGCUGCUCAAACAUUGCCUACCCACGCCUGGUGAUGGCGGUGAUGCCUGUUGGACUCAGGGGUCUUAUGAUGGCAGUUAUGAUCGCUGCCCUGAUGAGUGAUCUUGACUCGAUCUUCAACAGUGCUAGCACCAUCUUCACCCUGGACAUCUACCAAACUGUUCGGAAGACGGCAUCGCAGCGCGAGCUGCUAAUUGUGGGCCGCAUGUUUGUUGUGCUCAUGGUGGGAAUCAGCAUUGCUUGGGUCCCAGUCAUUAUUGAGAUGCAAGGCGGACAGACGUACCUCUACAUCCAGGAAGUUGCUGGCUACCUCACGCCACCAAUCGCCGCCCUUUUCCUGCUUGGUGUGUUCUGGAAACGAUGUAACGAGAAAGGGGCAUUUUGGGGAGGCAUGACGGGUUUCAUGCUAGGUGCCCUACGACUCAUCCUAGCCUUUAUCUACCGCCAGCCUCGCUGUGACCAGCCAGAUGAUAGACCUGCCUUCAUCACUCAUGUUCACUACAUGUAUUUUGCAGCUGGCCUGUUCUGGAUUUCAGGUUUUGUGGCAGUGGUGGUCAGUCUCUGCACCUCUCCGCCAGACAAGGAGCAGGUUCGCACCACCACAGUCUGGGGGCUCCGCAACAUUGAAAUGGCCCCCGUGAAGGACAGAGAUGAAAUGUACCGACUGACCGACAAGAGCUAUUGCAAUGGCGAUGGACACCUCCAUAAAGAAAUGCCCCCAGAUGUCAGAGAACAAAGGUGUUUGGAUGGGGCAGAUGUAAAACUUCUGGUUCCAACUACUGACCAUGAUCCAGCAACACCUAGUGCAGAAACAUCCCCCGCCACCACUCCUGCAGAACAGUUUGGUAAAGGAAGGAUGGAGAUGAGCAGAGCAGAGGAAGGCCACCAUGGCAAUGGGGAGACUAGCAGGUGUAUGCGCUUACUGGACUGGUUUUGUGGAUAUAAGGAAGGAACAUCGAGCGCUGAUCAGAAAGUGUUGCAGGAAGAUGCAAGAGUCAUUGCAGAGAUGUUGUACGAGUCACCUAGAGUGAAACUGCUCCUCAACUUGGGUCUUCUGUGUGUCUGCUCUGUUGGCAUCUUCAUGUUUGUGUAUUUCUCACUGUAGUGAACCCUGCACUGAACUAACGGGGACUGAUGUGGGGGCUUUUAUGUAGGUGGAAGCUAUGUGGGAGGUUUGGGGCUGUUACAAACAGUUGAAUUUUCAGAGACUUGAAAAGCUCUGUCUGUAAUAUUUACAGUUGUCUUUUGUAGCUCUAUAACAGGGACCCAAGCUUAUUCUAAUCAUUUUUUUUUCAAAAUGAUUAAAGCUUCUCCACAUGAAAUAAAAACUGACUUCUCUAUAACUUUGAAUCUCAUUAGCGUGUCCAUUUUGUACAGCGCUUGUUGUUAAUCCUGCAUUCAGAAUAUCUACUGGGAUUUCUAGAAUUGUUGUUCUCUUAAGUGAAUUUAAUAUUUGCCUUAUUUGACAUAUGCACUUGUCUUUCUUAUGUGUAUUGUGAAAAACAAAUGUAUCCUGUGAUUUAAGCUUUUUUUGUUCCACUCCUGUUGAGAGUGAUAUUAUGUCUGUAGUUAACUCUAAAACUGUUUUAGGUUACAGGCAGUUUUGUACAAAUUUCUGCCGCUGAACACUGAUUAUUACUAUGCUAUAUCAGUAGAACUUCAAGUAUGUGAUUAUUUUAACUUCUGUUGUGCCCUGGAUGAUCGUUUUAAGGUUAAAUAUCCUUUAUUUAUAUUUUUCUGCUUGAGAGAAUGUGUAGACAUGAAAUCGAAGCCUCUCUUUCUGGAAGAGGUCCAUUAUGAAUUUUGGAUUAUAAAUUUAAGUGCGAAGAAGCGUUGUUUUACUGCUGGUGUUGUAUAUGAUCAUUAUGUUUAUGGUGAUUAUUAAAGUUACCGGUUUUAUUUAGCCUACCAGAUGUAUUGCAUCUAAAAUCAUUUGAGUUUACCGUUAAUAUUUGGUAUUUGCUAUAGAGUAUGUAUAAGUUUGACAGCACAGAGGAGAGAAAAAAGAAGCACAAGAUUAUGAGUUUUCCUUUUUUUUGUCAUUCUAAAAAAAUAUAGAUGGGAUUGGCUGUUUAAUGUGUUGUCACUGAUGACCAAAUUCCAGUAAUAUCUGGAGCUGUACUGCUAUUUUUAAUGGAUUAUAUACUGCAUUUUCUACUACUGUGUUUUUAUUGUUGAGUUGUUUUGUGUGAUUGUUAUUCGUGUUACAGUUCAAAAACAGCAUACUAUUUUUUAUGCACUACUAUUGUAUCGUAACAAAAAGCCACAAGUACCAACGCUCUUGAUUCUGUACACGUUUAUAUUUUAAGGCAUAUCUCAUUUUAUGUUUUACAUAAUUGAAAAGCGUGUCAAGUCUGUUCCAUUAUGUUAACAUGUGUGUACAAUAUAUUUCAGGGCUCAUUGCAUUACCCACCAUAUACAUUUUCUUCUAUAGUAAGCUAUCUCUUGUGUAUCUACUGUGUCACUGCAGUGCUGAGCUGUCAUUUGAUUUUGUUUCAAGUGCAUCUUUUAUAAACCUACCAAAUGUGUCUUAUUGCGCAAUGCUUUAAAAAAAAAAAACUGUCAAAGAACAUUAAAAUUGAGUUGUUUUAUGUCCUGAAAUGUUUGUACAGUGAAUAUUUGUUUAAAGCCGUAUACAGCUCUGUCGUGCAGUAUGUUUUUAGUCAGAGGAGAGUAUUGAAAAACAAAUGACAUUUAUGACAUUUGUUUCCUGAUUUGCACAUCACUGGAUGAGCAUGACGCUAUCAAGGGUGAUUGAAGCAGGUGCAUAAAGUUGCUGGCCUUCUGGAGUGUGGUCAUUACUUCCACGUGUCCACACAACACCACCUUAAUACCACAGUACAAAAAAAACAAGGAAGUAUACCGUGUUUAUAUGUAUUGCGAAAUUUGACAGCAGUGUUGCACAGCCUCAGUCCAAAACGUCAGUGUCAUAAUGCGACAGGCCCAUCGUUACCAGUGUCGGUCAUAAAUGAUGCAUCAGGAUUGAUAAGCGAUGAUUGCUGUAUGUAUGGGAAAGAGCUUUAAAACUUUUUUUUUCUUUCUGAGAGAAAUACAUGGUUAUUUUUAUGGAUUUUAUUUUUAGAGAUUGAAAAUAAAGUUUCUGUGGAGACCAAAAGA